AUGGGCUCCUAUAAAUCAUGUCAAGAUCGCCCUGGUGGCGGCAGUUCCAGUUCAACGGAUAGCUCGACAUCCAAAAGUACCGCGGCUACAGCCCUGAGCGACCGUCCGAGCACCAAACGAAGAGAUAGGACUGUAGUAUACGAAGAACGAGCUCCAAGGCUUAGAGACUCGGUCUCCACAUAUGCUACAUCGACAGAUUCAGCCACAGAUCUCCCGCCAGAGGGACCACGCUAUGAAGUACACGAGCGGGAAGAAUUCUUCCCGCUUGACGCUAUCCCUUCUACCCCAUCCUCUUUCGCGCCUUUGUUUCCUUCGUCGAGACGGUUGCUUAUUCGCCAUGACGAUACCACCAUCGACGGUAAUAUGAACCUGCGCGUCGACACGCCCGUCCAUCUUCGGGACGGCUCGCAGCGCGAUGUUAUUCUCUUCCAUCUCCGCAUGUAUGAUCUCUUCUCGAGAAAGUUCUCCUUUCGUCGCUACUGCCGUGACUCGGGGCGGGAGGUAUGUCAUUCAGCAAGGAGAGAAGUCACCCCCGGUCAGGAUAAACGUCCUGCGUUCCGUCGAUCGUGGAGUUCCGUCUUUGCCAGUUUGCGGCCGGGUUCCAGUAGCAAUGGUGCGCCCUCAACAAACACCACAGCAGCACAUGGAGAUCUCAAACGACAAGACUCUGGUUUCGGACCUGGCCAUAUCCCCAGCAAGAGUGCCAGUCACGAAGCAGGUCCGAGUGAAGAUGUAGAAGGGGAAAAAGACCCAGGUACCGAAGCCGAGAGGCCGACACUGGUGGAUACCAUCCUUCUUGAAUUCUCCAAUUAUGCACACGUCGAACUGAAGAGGAAAGGACCUGGCCUAAACAAGAAGUACGAGUAUGAGUAUUGGUCCACGAAGUAUCAGUGGCGACGUGAGUUCCGCAAAGAGGGCGAUCUGCAUGAGGUGUCGUAUUUCCUAGUGGACACGCGCACUUCCAAGACCAUUGCCCAUCUGGUCCCGGAUACACUGGCGCCGCUCGAUGCGGUUGAGGAGGAGAGCAAGGGGGGUUGGGUGCCACCGUCAUCAUUGUGGAUCAGUGAUCCUGCGGUUUAUGAGCGGAUGCCUGACAUCGCCGAUGUGAUUGUGGCUACAGGGAUUGUGGCGCUAGUUGACGAUUGCAUUCGUCGCCGUUGGCAUCAAGAGCGUCGGCCUUCGUGGAUGCUCCCCGCUCAGCAUUUGACGAAGAGCUUGGAGCGCAUGGGCCCUCGGCGCCUGAUCGGUCAAGUACUUCAGCGACGAGGAUCUGCUUAA
Messenger RNA from Penicillium antarcticum, 1278 nucleotides. RefSeq lists its product as uncharacterized. Lineage: Eukaryota; Fungi; Ascomycota; Eurotiomycetes; Eurotiales; Aspergillaceae. The transcript has 2 exons. Bases 1 to 1278 code for a protein of 425 amino acids. The record is from RefSeq and is a predicted model, not a curated record.